Messenger RNA from Lontra canadensis (Northern American river otter), 970 nucleotides. RefSeq names its product TM2 domain containing 1 (gene TM2D1). The transcript has 7 exons. Bases 12 to 638 code for a protein of 208 amino acids. The record is from RefSeq and is a predicted model, not a curated record. Gene Ontology annotation, molecular function: amyloid-beta binding; G protein-coupled receptor activity. NCBI's taxonomy places the organism in Eukaryota, Metazoa, Chordata, Mammalia, Carnivora, Mustelidae. Gene Ontology annotation, biological process: apoptotic signaling pathway.
CUGUUCCCAGCAUGGCGGCCACCUGGCCGUCUGGGCCAGCUACUCCGGAGGCCGUGGCCGCCCAGGUUCUGGGUGUCCUGUGGUUCGUGUCAGUCACCACGGGACCUUGGGGAGCUGCUGCGAUCGCCGCCGCUGGUGGCGAGGAGACGCUUAAGUGCGAGGACCUCAAAUUGGGACAAUAUAUUUGUAAAGAUCCAAAAAUAAAUGAUGCUACACAAGAACCAGUUAACUGUACAAACUACACAGCUCAUGUUCCUUGUUUUCCAGCACCCAACAUAACUUGUAAGGAUUUUGGUGGCAAUGAAACACAUUUUACUGGAAAUGAAGUUGGUUUUCUGAAGCCUGUAUCUUGCCGAAAUGUAAAUGGCUAUUCAUACAAGGUGGCAGUUGCGCUGUCUCUUUUCCUUGGAUGGUUGGGAGCAGAUCGAUUUUACCUUGGAUACCCUGCCUUGGGUUUGUUAAAGUUUUGCACAGUAGGGUUUUGUGGAAUUGGGAGCCUAAUUGAUUUCAUUCUUAUUUCAAUGCAGAUCGUUGGACCUUCAGAUGGAAGUAGCUACAUUAUAGAUUAUUAUGGAACCAGACUUAUAAGACUGAGUAUUACUAAUGAGACAUUUAGAAAAACACAGCUGUACCCCUAAAUAUUUUUAAAAAGAAACAGGAUUUGGGCUUCUUUGAUUUCAGUAGAGCACCCUCAGUAUGUGGAUUUCCAGAUUUUCUUUUUUCUUCUUCGUAUACCACUUUAUGGAUUCUAUAUAACUUUUUGUUGUUGAUAUUUUUUUUUGGUUGUUUUACUUAGAAGCAUUUUAUUUAAUUGGACUUUCUUUGAGAGCUGUGUGAUAAUUGAGUCUUAGGCUACUGUCUCUAUGAGAUAGAUAGCUUAUUACCCCAAUACUCUUUAAUGCCUUUUCCAAAGGCAAGUUGCCCCUUGUCAUUUUUGCUUCUGAAAAAUAAAAGUAUGACUUAUUCACAU